This is a messenger RNA of Cucumis sativus (cucumber), 919 nucleotides long. Its product is annotated as mavicyanin. Bases 127 to 684 code for a protein of 185 amino acids. The transcript has 2 exons. The record is from RefSeq and is a predicted model, not a curated record. Gene Ontology annotation, cellular component: plasma membrane. NCBI's taxonomy places the organism in Eukaryota, Viridiplantae, Streptophyta, Magnoliopsida, Cucurbitales, Cucurbitaceae. Gene Ontology annotation, molecular function: electron transfer activity.
AAAAGAAAGCCUACUUGUUGUUUGGUUUCUACUUUCAACUCUCUCUCUCUCUCUCACACUUCACUCCACUUCACAUCCACAAUUUCUUCUUCGUCUCUCUAAUCUCUCUCUCUCUCUCUCUCCUCCAUGGGUUCUGUGAAGAUGCCUUCGCCCUUCUUCUGGAUCUCCACAAUGGCGCUUUUUACACUCUCGGCUGCUGCCACCGUCCACCAAGUAGGCGACUCUCCCGGUUGGACCACUCUCAUUCCCGUCGAUUAUGCCAAAUGGGCUUCUUCCCAGAAAUUCCAUGUCGGCGACACUCUUCUGUUUAAAUACAACAGCACGUUCCACAAUGCACUGCAAGUGACUCAAGAACAAUACAAAGCUUGCAACUCAUCUUCUCCGGUGGCGUCGUACAGCUCCGGCGCAGAUUCCAUCGUUUUGAAAAGACCUGGAACCUUCUACUUCCUCUGUGGCUUUCCCGGGCACUGUCAACUGGGGCAGAAAGUGGAAGUCAAAGUUACCUCAGGUUCAUCCUCUCAUUUACCUGCUCCCUCCCCAAGCCCAGGCCCAAGCCCAAGCCCAAUGGGCGGCCCAUCUGCUUCUGCUCCCACCCCAAGUGCUGCUUCUUCUCUGUCCCACUUCUUCUCUAUGCUAAUUUGCCUCUCAUUGGAGUUUGCUUUGUUGUACUCUGUGUUUGUUUGAAUUUCAAUGCUGCUUCUUCCACUUGUGUUGUUGUGUGUUCUACCUUAUAUGAUUGUACUUUGAAUGUUGGAGCUAGUUCUAAGUGUUGUUGUUUCUUGUUUGUAUCAUCAUAUACUAUGUAUUUCUCAUCUAAUUUGCUUGUUUGGUGUUGCUUGUUACCCAUUUGCUUUUUAGACUGAUUCAACUGUUUGUUCAUUGUUGUAUAAUAAGCACUUCAAAGAGUGUGUAGCUCAAA